AUGUCCUGCCAGCAGAGCCAGCAACAGUGCCAGCCCCCUCCCAAGUGUGCCCCCAAGUGCCCUCCCAAGUGUCAGACCCCAAAGUGCCCCCCAAAGUGUCCUCCUAAGUGUCCCCCUAAGUGUCCCCCUGUCUCUUCCUGCUGCAGUCUGGGUUCCGGGGGCUGCUGUGGCUCCAGCUCUGGAGGCUGCUGUGGUUCCAGCUCCGGGGGCUGCUGCAGCUCUGGCGGUGGUGGCUGCUGCCUGAGCCACCACAGGCCCCGCAGAUCUUUCCGUCGCCAUCGUCAGAGCUCUGGAUGCUGUAGCAGUGGUGGCAGCAGUGGCUGCUGUGGCAGCGGCGGGGGCAGCAGUGGCUGCUGUGGCAGCAGCGGGGGCAGCAGUGGAUGCUGUGGUGGCAGCAGCGGUGGCAGCAGCCAGCAGUCUGGGGGCUGCUGUUGA
Microtus ochrogaster (prairie vole) is the source of this 435-nucleotide messenger RNA. Its product is annotated as late cornified envelope protein 2A-like. NCBI's taxonomy places the organism in Eukaryota, Metazoa, Chordata, Mammalia, Rodentia, Cricetidae. The record is from RefSeq and is a predicted model, not a curated record. Gene Ontology annotation, biological process: epidermis development.